Anneissia japonica is the source of this 4342-nucleotide messenger RNA. RefSeq names its product PWWP domain-containing protein 2A-like. The transcript has 4 exons. Gene Ontology annotation, cellular component: chromocenter; nucleus. Gene Ontology annotation, molecular function: chromatin binding. The coding region runs from base 34 to 1617 and encodes 527 amino acids. NCBI's taxonomy places the organism in Eukaryota, Metazoa, Echinodermata, Crinoidea, Comatulida, Comatulidae. The record is from RefSeq and is a predicted model, not a curated record.
GCUAGAUCUCUCGCCGCCGAGAAUUUUUGUUUCAUGCGUGCGGUAGCUUUUUGUGAGAGAAGUGUAGAGGCCAACUUAGGUAAAAUGGCCACUGAAGACAGCAAACAAGCACCACAGAAAGGCACGGUAUAUCUUGUAGAAGUUGAAGAAUCUCUUAACGAUGUUCUUGUUGUAUGCCUGAGACAUGGUGAUCGAGUAUUUCGAGGAGUUCUGAUCGAUGCAUUGAAAAGUGGUCCAAUUGGGGUGACUCCUGCAAUGAUGCCAGUUACCAACAAUACAGCAACUCAGUUGGAUGAAGACAAGUCCAUGACAUCAGUUAUGGAAACAACCGUCCCACAAGCAACAGAGGGUCACUCAACUUUGGGUUACAGGCAAACUUAUUAUCAAAACCUACCACUAUCACCUCCAAGACCUUUGCUACUGUCUGGCAGAACCAACUGCAGCUAUCCAAAACAGAGGAUGAGUACAAGAACACGACCGUUUAGGUUAAGACCAAGACAUCUACUAUGUAGUCGUUGUAAGCACAGUUUAAAAGACAAUCCAAGUAGUGUGAAAUUGGAAAAGCCAAUAAAACGUAAACAUGAAAAUGAAUGUCCUACAAAUAAAAAGAAAAAAACCGACAGUAUAGAGACGCACACAAUAUGCCAUGAAAAACAAGUUAUAAAGAUAUCGUAUGCUGCGCCAAAGAAAGAAGGAACUGACAUUUUUGCAAAACUUCCAAAGAUUACACAGUCUGUUGCAUCUUCUAAACAACAAAAUAAACUAGACAGAGCAAAAAAAGUUUUGCAAAAAGCCAAAACAAAGGUGCAAAAGAAAAACACAAGGCCUACUAUAAAGUACAAACCCAAGCAUAAUGUGAAUGGUUGCAGUGUUAAGUCUUCAAAAAAUAAUAGUAAAGUUGCAAAACAGAAUGGUUUGAUCAAAGAAGUUGUUACUAAAAAUUCUUCCCAACAACAAAACUUUUCAACCCAAUUGCCGGUUCAGACUCCAAAUGGACGUUCAAAAACAAAGAAACCUAAUGAGAAUAGAACUCAACAGCCAACUGCAACAAAAAAGAAAGGUAACAUAACUACCAACUCAAAAGCUAACUUGAAUGUUAAUGACGACAACCAGAAGUUGAUUGGGGAGAAUAUUGAUGUUUAUGAUUUUGAUUCAGAUGAUUCAGAAUCAGAUGUAGAAGAAAUUGAGAUCAAUCCUGGUAAAACAGCGGAAGGAGAAAAACUGUCACGCAUCAAAGUAAAUGUUCAUAAGAAAAACAUAACACGUGUUGUCCUUGAUGACGGACGUAUAAUGUGUAUAGGAGAUGUCAUUUGGGGAAAGAUCGUUGGUUUCCCAUGGUGGCCAGGUCGAGUGGUAAGAAUGAAUGUCAGCCGACAGGACAACGGUACAGUAGUGAAUCAGGAGGCAUUGAUCAAAUGGUUUGCGGCUAACACAAUAUCGUACAUCAACGUUGAGAAGUUAUUCCCUUUUCUACAGUAUUACAAUUCAAGAUACAAUCGGAAGAAGCGUGGCGUUUACAAAGAAGCGGUGAAGAUGGCAAACGUAGAGGCUCUGGCUUUGUCGCCUGAAGUGCGGGCACUUAACACAAUGUUUGAAACGUCAGCUCUCCAGCCUUAAUAGGAUUUUUUUUAUGUGAAAUGGAGGUUAAAGUUGUGGAUGAAGUCUUAAGUCCAGCAGCAGUUUGUUAUUCAACCAUAAUUUCUCAGGGACAAUGUACCACAUUCAAACCAAAGGAACCCCAUUCUGAAUCCAGCAUCAUCAUCAGUAUGCUCUAAAUUUACUCAUUGUGGAACUAGUUCAACAACCAUCAGCUGCAUUACAGUCUAAAGAAUAAUAUGUCCUUGAGUGAGCAUACCUGAGCUGAACACCCAGUGUAGAGAGCCUGUUAACAAGCUGGCAGCCAUAGACAUGCCAGCUAUUAAUGCAUGCAUUAGUAGAGCCAAUAGGUUAAAGGUCGCUCAGGGAUCACCUCAUCAAGUCCUCUGUAUGGGAUGUUUUAGUUUUUCUGAAUUCUUUUAUUAUACAGAACUUAGUACAGUAUUAUUUAAUAAUGGUGUUCAGUUAGGUAUCACCAUUGAGACAUCAGAAUUUGCAUUUGUAGCAAUGAUGAUGUACAUUGUUGUUUUAAAGAUUAAUGUUUAUUAUAUUGGUUAAGGCUACUCUUCAAAAUGUGCCAACCAUUUUAUUUUUUCUUGUAUUAUUACCAUGAAGGUUACUAUCCAUGCUUAACCUUUACAGAUUUAAGACAUAAUAUUAGAAGUUACAUAUUAUUUUUCAGACAAUAUAUAUUUUUUAAAUCCUUUACAAAACAUAAUUUUUUCAUGGCAUAAUACUUAACUAUGAUUUCUGAUGGCUUCAAAUACAGUACACUAGUAGUUUGUAGGCCGGGUGAGACAGGCGUUGGCCUAUAGCGACACUUUAUUUAAUAUUUCAAUCAGGUACCAUUUUUUAUACAAAAUCCUCCGAAGAAUGUAAAUAUUGUACAUCCAUUAUCCCAUUGUUAAUAAUUCUGUAGUCUUGAAAAUGUCAACUCUGUAUAAUUAAAUGUAAUGAUAUUUAGGCUUAUAUGAAAGUGCCAAUGCAAUUUUUUUUAUAGUAAUUGAAUAACAGUUUGAGAACUUCUCACAUUAACAUUAAAUAAUGUACAUAUUUAUGCUGUUGACAUUCCCAUUUCUUUCCCUUGUCUGCUAUUUUUACCCUACUCCAAUUUUUGUGGCAUAUCUAAAAUUUCUGGAAUUUUCCCUUUUCUUGGAAUUAAGUAUUUGUUUAACUGAAUUAAGGUUUAAGUUUAUACAUUGCAUUUAUAUUAUUACGUAGCCAAGGAGUGUGACAAGGGUUUCCAUGAAUUACCAACCAAAAUCCACAAUGCUAUAAACUUUAUAUACUUUAACAUGUGUUGUUUUAUGAGAAGUUUAUCAUUUAUUUUAUUUGAAUUGUAUUUUCCUUUGCGAGUUCAACUGAAAUACUCAUUUACCUGCUCACAAAAUUACCUGUUUGGUUAAUUUAUUUUGUGGUGCAGAUAUGAGCUCCAAAUACAGGUCAAAGUUGAAUCAUCUAGAAAUGACUCAUACUGUCACUAGUCUAGUUAAUGGAGAACUGAUAUAAAUUAGUCAUUUUUGAGAAGGCAGGUUUUAAAAUGUCCACCUUUUUAGCAGUCAAAUCGGAUAUAUUGUAUAACAUAAAGUAAAGACACUCCAUAAGCGCUAACUGUAUACAGUCAAUCCAGUAUCAUGGAUUACAAAAACCAGUACAGGCAUGAAAAGUGUAUCUUUAGUUGUUAUUGUUAUUUAUAUCAUUAUUAUUUAAUAUGCAUGAUAUAGAAAUCUAUAGUGAAACCCAUUUAGUUUGUAGUUGUUAACAUGUUAAAUUUUUCCACUUUAAACCUUAAUAAGAAUACAGUAAUUCCAUUGAAACAUUUGCUGGCUUAUUCCACAUGACACAUAUUGUUUUCCACUGUUUCAUCUCAUUCAAAAAUCUGCUGACUGACUGGGGGGUGCAGUGUGGGCAUUUGCCUACCUGUCAGACAGGCCUGGACAACUUGCCAUCCGAAAUAUUUAAAAAAAUAAUAAUUUGCCUAUCCAAAUAAUGCUAUUUUGAUUGCCAAUCCCUAACAUUGUGGUCUAAAAGCAGAUAUAUAAAUGCAGUUGGAGGGCCAAAGUAAAUUUUUGAUUUCACACCGAGGACCACACCCAAACUGAUGUUUACAUUGUGCUUCCAAAAACCUUCAUGCACUGCUUUUUUUACCACUUUAUUCUUAGUUUUAAUCUAAGUCUAAAAUGUUGGGCGGGUCAUACACAAAGGGGUUUUAAUUCAUUUUCACAAGCUGCAAUAAAAUCAUGCGGCCUGCAGGCCACACUUCGCCCAGCUAUUAAAGUUUGUCUGGACAUCCCUGUUGACCAUUGGGAUGUAGGACAGACAGCUCAGGAUAAUUAUAUUUCUAAAUAACAUGGGAGAUGUAUGAAUUAUUCCAGCUGAUUUUAUCAGAUUUUCAGAUCAAUUUAAUUAAAUGUUGUUUUCUGGUAUUGGCUAGGAAGCAAUGAAAGAGUGUGAAUGAUAAUGAAUUCUGACCUAUAGUUUUGUAGCGUUUACCCCAUUUAUAUUUCUGCAUGCAACAAUGCGAAAAACCUAAACUCUCUUUCACUGCAGUGUAUUUACCCAUAUUAUGCCAAUCCAUUCACAUUUUCAUAUUGAUGCAAGAAUUUAACAAUGUUAUGGCCAUGGUAAAUGGAAACGUAUAGACGGUUGUUCUCUUGCUAUUUUAAUUUUAAUAGCUAGUAAUGUUGCAAAGAUAAGAAGUGUUUUUCAUACUUGGUAAAUAAAGCCACUGUUUUGUACAGAUCUA